This is a messenger RNA of Sparassis crispa, 321 nucleotides long. RefSeq lists its product as hypothetical. Bases 1 to 321 code for a protein of 106 amino acids. NCBI's taxonomy places the organism in Eukaryota, Fungi, Basidiomycota, Agaricomycetes, Polyporales, Sparassidaceae. The record is from RefSeq and is a predicted model, not a curated record. The transcript has 3 exons.
AUGACCGCUACUUAUGUGAACACACUCGGCUUCUGUAUGGCCCAGAUUGGGGACAGUCAGUUUUCGCUGGCAACUACGUGCCCAUCACCGUGGGUCAUAGAUGAACCUCAGGUUCCGUGCGCUGUCCUCAGUGACAUCCUAGAUUGGCCAACUGACUUCACUGAAUGUCAACAACUCCGAGCGGCCUCCUACUUAUUACUUCUCCGUGUAUCUCGUGGGAUGUCUCGGAUGUCUGUGAGCUACUUGCUAAUAAAAUAUUGCCAGGAUCCUGCUCCCAGCGGAGGGAACUAUGUGCUAGCUACCAAUAAAACCGCCCAAUGA